UUCCUCUCGGAAGAUACAACGGAGAUUGAUAUAUAUCUAUAUUUUUCAUAUAUAACGAAUUGAAUAAUGAAAUUAAUUCUUUUAACGAUACUAUUAUUAUUCGAUUGUUGUUUGGGAAGAACUUCAUCUUUUUCUUUGUUAAAAUAUAUUCUUUCUUCGAAUAAAAAUGAAUUGAAGAAAGUAAGAAGCGAAUCAGAACUUAAUGGCGAUGAUACUGUUUUAGAUUUCAUUGGAUUAGUUCAACGUCAUGGAUACCCGGCCGAGGAGCACAAAGUAACUACGGACGAUGGUUACAUACUGACAAUGCAUAGAAUACCUAAUAGUCCUUUAUCAGACAUAAAUAAAAAGAAGGAUGUCGUAUUUGUACAACACGGUAUGACAGCAUCAUCUGAUUCGUGGGUAUUACUUGAGCCUAAGAAAAAUCUCCCUUUUUUACUUGCUGAUACUGGAUAUGACGUCUGGCUUGGAAAUUUCCGGGGAAAUACUUAUUGCAGAUCUCAUGUCAAUUUGACGACAAACGAUCGAAAAUUUUGGGAAUUCAGCUAUCACGAUAUUGGCUUACAUGAUACUCCUCAAUACAUCGACUAUGUUCUUAAUUAUACAGAAUCGAAGAAAUUAUUUUACAUAGGACAUUCUAUGGGUACAUCGGUUUCCUACGUUAUGUUGUCCAUGAAACCGAGUUAUAAUGAUAAAAUGAGAUUAGUUAUAAGCUUAGCACCAGUUUCUUACUUUAAACAUAAAUUUCCACCAGGCAUAGAACGUAUCAUAAAAGACGUUCCAAAAAUAAAGAGAAUAUUAGAAGCAGAGGGGAUUUAUGACAUCUUAUCACAAUCAAAAAUGAUGAAAUUAUUGGGUGCCAAAUUAUGUAACGAAAAAUCGAUUUUCCACUCAAUAUGUGCGUCAGUAUUGUAUCUAGUUUCAGGACGCGAUACUAUGCAAACAAAUACCUCACUGAUACCAUACUUUUUAAAUUAUAUACCUGCUGGUGUAUCAACUCAAAGUCUAUUCCACUAUUAUCAAAAUUAUCUAACAGGUAAUUUCGAAGCUUAUGAUUAUGGGUACGAAGGUAAUCUUAUUCACUAUAAAAAAGUAAAUCCUCCGGUUUAUGACAUAAAGAAAAUAAUUGCUCCAUUAGCUUUAUUUUAUGGAAUUAAUGAUGUAUUAACGAAUGACAAAGAUGCAAUUGAAUUGAGCAAAAAAUUAUCUAAUGUCGUCACGUGCGAAGCUGUGCCGUACGAGUGCUUUUCUCAUUUGGAUUUUGUUAUAGCGAAUGACGUAAAAGCACUAUUAUAUGAUCGAUUGUUAGAUUUAAUGAAACAAUUUAUAGAAUUAGCUAAACAGAAUGGAUAUUUUGCGGAAGAACAUACGGUUGUUACAGAAGAUGGCUAUACUAUAUUGUUUCAUAGAAUACCUUAUAGUCCCGUAUCAAAUAUUACCUAUAAAAUAAGACCAAUAAUAUUGAUGCAACCCGGUGCAUUUGCUUCAUCCGAUUAUUGGAUUUUAUAUGGCUCUAAAAGAAGUCUUCCGUGUUCACUUGCGGAUGCUGGAUUUGAUGUAUGGCUGGGAAAUGCUCGAGGAAAUGUAUACGGUCAAACUCAUGUAAAAUUUUCAUCGAAGGAUAAAGAAUUUAUGCAAUUUAGUUAUCACGAAAUUGCAAUUUACGAUGUUCCAGCAAUUAUCGAUUAUAUUCUUAAUUAUACAAAAUCGGAAAAACUUUAUUUUAUUGGACACUCGAUGGGCACAACGUUAUCAUAUGUUUUAUUAUCAAUGAAGCCAGAUUAUAAUGAAAAAAUACGUUUAGUUAUAAGUUUGGCACCUACUGCAUACUGGAAGAAAGAAAUUAUGUCUCCACUAUUGAAAUUUAUAAUAACAUACAGUUCAAUACCCAAGUUUCAAAGUUAUGACUAUGGAUAUGAAUAUAAUAUGAAAUUAUAUAAACAAAAAGUACCACUCGAAUACGACUUAACAAGAAUAUCAGCACCAGUGGCCUUGAUAUACGGAAAAAAUGAUAUACUUGUACCAAAUAAGUUUUUGGUCGAACUGUACAAGAAGUUACCAAAUAUUCAUUUAUUUGAAGUUGUACCAUAUGAUCAUUUUAAUCACAUAGAUUUCAUAACCGCCAGAAAUGUAAAAGAGUUACUGAACGAUCGUAUUAUAGAUUUAUUGAAACAUUAUUUGCAAUAAAUAAUAAUUAACAUUUCGAAAUUUCUUGUAAAAUAAAGAUUAUAAUUCUAAUUAAAGACAUAUAUUUCUUAUAUCAAUAUCUUGAAUACACGAUCUUAAAAGUACACUUAUAAGAAAAAUAUGUUUCUGUU
Messenger RNA from Vespa mandarinia (Asian giant hornet), 2315 nucleotides. Its product is annotated as lipase 3-like. The record is from RefSeq and is a predicted model, not a curated record. Lineage: Eukaryota; Metazoa; Arthropoda; Insecta; Hymenoptera; Vespidae. Gene Ontology annotation, biological process: lipid metabolic process.